Messenger RNA from Aspergillus terreus NIH2624, 1782 nucleotides. It is a transcript of the gene sam50, whose product is annotated as SAM complex subunit SAM50. Bases 1 to 1782 code for a protein of 593 amino acids. The record is from RefSeq and is a predicted model, not a curated record. Gene Ontology annotation, biological process: protein insertion into mitochondrial outer membrane. Gene Ontology annotation, cellular component: SAM complex; outer membrane. Lineage: Eukaryota; Fungi; Ascomycota; Eurotiomycetes; Eurotiales; Aspergillaceae. The transcript has 4 exons.
AUGCUUGUCUUUAUCAGCCUCACGCCAAACUGGUCAAUCGCCUGCGUGUCGAGAGUGCGACGUCAAGGUACGGUGUAUGUGAAACGAAGGACUCUGACGUGGAGGAGGAAGAAAGUCGUCGGCGGCGGGUCACGUGCCCGGGGGAUGGCCUCAUCUUCGCGAAGCUCCGGGCGACUCGCGAAGAUACCCGAGAACGUCUUCCACGGUUUCCUGGCCAUUGCAGCCGCCGCAAUGUCCUCCCCACUGUCUGCCGAAGAUGAAGGCAUCUUCGAGCGCCUUCAGCAGCGCGCCGAUCCGAAGGUGCUGGAAGAACAGCAGCAGGCCGUCAACGAACGGAUGCGUGCGAUCUACCAAAAAGCACAAUUGCGCCUCGGUGAAUUGAUCGACCAGAAUUCCACCCUGCCGUGCGCCAUCUCCUCGAUCCAGGUCCUCAAUGCCACCCACACUCGCAGAGGUUUUCUGGAACGUAUAUUCAAUCCUCUCUUAAGCGUCAAUCAAAAGAAAGCCUACACGCUCUCCGAAGCCCUGCAGGAAGUCUCGGCACGGGCGGACAAGCUUAAUAGAUUUGAUAUCUUCCAACAGCCAGUCUCCGUGUACUUGGAUCAAUCCCCCGACGCAGAUGUGAGGACCGGCCUUCCGAACCUUGAUGUCUAUGUCUCCGUCAAGGAGAAGCCCCGCAUCCUCUUGAAGACCGGGACUGAUCUCGGAAACACUGAGGGAUCUGCCUACGGUAACCUUCUGUACCGCAAUGUCUUCGGAGGCGCGGAAAACCUCAACCUAAACGCCUCGUUGGGCACCCGGACCAAGUCGGCCUACCAGGCUACCUUCGAAACUCCAAUCCUGAGUGACCCGGACUUCCGUUUCGAGCUGGGCGGAAUCGCCAGUGCCACGCAGAAGCCUUGGGCUAGCCAUGAGGAGGUCUUGAAGGGCGGUUGGAGCAAGCUUCGGUGGAUGAGCCAGUCCGGCAGUCGCCAAGAGGUUGGCUACAGUGGCUUCUGGCGCCAGAUGACCGGCCUGGCCGAGAAUGCAUCCCCCACCGUGCGCGCCGACGCAGGAGACAGUGUUAAGAGCAGCAUCUUCCACAGCUGGACCACGGACAAACGGGACAACGCGCUUCUUCCCACCCGCGGCUACUAUGCCAAGGCUUUCAACGAAUUGGCGGGCUGGGGUCCGCUCAAGGGCGAUGUGUCGUUCUGGAAAUCCGAGAUUGAAACGCAGAGUGCUGUGCCGAUUCCAAUUCCGGGCGUCAAGGGUGACAGUGGCGUGUCCUUUAGCACCGGGUUCCGCGCCGGUCUCCUCUACCCUCUUGGCCUCGACUCCGACUCCCGUCCUCAGCUCUCUCGCGUCAACGAUCGGUUCGUCCUUGGUGGUCCGACUGAUGUCCGUGGCUUCCGUCUCUGCGGCCUUGGACCCCACAGUGGAGCGGACGCCGUUGGCGGGGAUGUGUAUGCGGCGGGAAGCGCCAACCUGAUGCUCCCUCUCCCCCGGGUGGGUGUCGAGAACCCCCUGCGCCUUCAGCUCUUUAUGAACGGCGGUCGGCUGUUGCCUCUGCGCACUGCAAACAAGGACGUGCCGACUACCAGUGGAGAGGUGAAGGACGCGAUGAUUUCCACCAUCUCGGAGAUUGGAAACGGCCUGCCUAGCGUUGCGGCCGGUGUUGGACUGGUGUAUGCUCACCCCGUUGCGCGGUUCGAACUGAACUUCUCCGUGCCGCUAGUGGUACGGAAGGGCGAGGAUCACCGGAAGGGAUUGCAGUUUGGGGUUGGUAUUAAUUUCCUUUAA